CUGGGCGUGGUGGCAGGAGCUGGGGUGUGUGUGGUGAUCGCUGGUGCCCUGCUGGCCCAGUACAUUUUCACUAUGAAGAAGAAAGCCGGCCGCAAGACCAAGAUCAUCGAGAUGAUAAACAUCCAUAAUUACAAAAGCAGCUGAAUGCUGUAGGGAUUGCGAAAGAUCACUGUGCUGGACAUAGAUCAGCUUCCUGCCCUUAGCUUACCCCUCCCCAGAGCACUGUACAGUGAGCAAGAUGGUGGAUAAAGAGAGUUUGCAGAUGUUAGAGAUGCCAGAGUUCCAGAAGAAAACUGUCCGUAUUAAGAACCCUGGAAGGGUGGAAGAAAUCAUAUGCGGUCUUAUUAAAGGAGGAGCAUCAAAACUUCAGAUAAUCACGGAUUUUGAUAUGACGCUGAGCAAGUUCUUACAUAAUGGGAAAAGAUGUUCAACCUGUCACAAUGUCAUUGACAACUGCAAGUUAAUCACAGAGGAAUGUAGGAAAAAGUUGCUGCAGAUUAGGAACACGUACUAUCCAAUUGAAGUUGAUCCCACCAUUAGCACUGAGGAAAAGUACCCUUUCAUGGUGGAAUGGUGGACAAAAGCUCACAAUUUAUUGAUUGAACAAGGAAUUCAGAAAGAGAAACUGGCUGCGGUGGUGAGGGAAUCAGAUCUGAUACUGAGGGAUGGUUAUGAGUUGUUCUUUGAUAAGCUGAAUGAACGCAACAUCCCAGUGUUCAUAUUCUCAGCUGGUAUUGGUGACGUGUUGGAAGAGGUAAUUACUCAGGGCGGUGUCUUCCACUCCAAUGUGAAAGUAGUCUCCAACUUCAUGGACUUUGAUGAGAAGGGGGUCCUGAAAGGCUUUAAAGGUGAACUCAUCCACAUUUAUAAUAAACAUGACGGAGCCUUGAGGAGCUCUGAGUACUUCAACAAACUAAAGGACAAUUCUAACAUCAUUCUUCUGGGGGAUUCGUUGGGUGACUUGAGUAUGGCAGAUGGUGUUCAAAAUAUUGAGAGCAUCCUCAAGAUUGGAUUCUUAAAUGAUAAAGUGGAAGAAAGUUUAGAGAAGUACAUGGACUCCUAUGAUAUAGUAUUGGUGGGUGAAGAAACGUUGGAUCUAGUCAACGCUAUCCUUCAGAAGAUCCUGUGAUUGGAGGACUGAGGCAUCCAGGGAGCUCAAAGCCGAAAUACUCCUCUACCUUUUUUGUUUUGUUGAUCAGCCCAUUUAUUGAAAAUGCUACUAUUCUUCAAUGCCUUGAACUGAAGAAAGCAUGUAUUUUUAAAAUUUGAACAUGGCAAAUGAAUGUGUCCUCCCAACAAAUGAAGAGAAUUUUAGCAGUUCUUAGCUAGCCACUCACAGAAUCUGGUCAAUAUAGGCCUGCUUCACAGAUUUAGACUACCUUCAGGUUCCUUGAUUUAAAUUCUGUCCCUAACAUUUUAAAACAUUUCCAUGAAUAAUGUUAUAUUAAUGAGGUAUGAGUAUUGUGUGCUUGGCUUACUGGACUCCAAAUUGCCCACAUUAUAACUAUCACCAAUUGUUCUGUCUAAAUGAUGAGCACUAUAAUGUUUUAAUUUUUUUGAAAACAUUUUGUAGUUGUAGAUAAUUCUGAGGAUACUUGUGUUUAUUUGGUAAGACCUUGUGUUUACAAUUGGGCAUUGUUAUCUGUUUAUUUUAAAACAAAUGAUGUAGAUAAAAAAAAUGUAUGGAAAAUUAAAUUGGUGGGAAGUACUUUUUUAAUACAAGAUCUACUUUCUUAA
Pristis pectinata (smalltooth sawfish) is the source of this 1737-nucleotide messenger RNA. RefSeq names its product 5'-nucleotidase, cytosolic IIIA (gene nt5c3a). The record is from RefSeq and is a predicted model, not a curated record. Lineage: Eukaryota; Metazoa; Chordata; Chondrichthyes; Rhinopristiformes; Pristidae. Gene Ontology annotation, molecular function: 5'-nucleotidase activity; magnesium ion binding. Gene Ontology annotation, cellular component: cytoplasm. Bases 239 to 1129 code for a protein of 296 amino acids. The transcript is spliced from 10 exons.